UCCGCCCAGUGAACAGCUCAGUUGCGCGCGCGUUCGGGGUUUUCGCGGUCUCUCGAUUUAUUUUCCUUUUGCGUUUCGUUUCGUUUUGUUCGUUUCGAUUGUUUUCCAAUUUUCCGUUGUUCGUCCGCUUCGCGCAGCACUUUUGUGUUCGUUACUUUUGUUUGUGCAAUUUUCUUAAGGGGGGAAAUUUCGCGCUGGAAUUUUCCAUACGUUGUGGAAGUAUCAAACCGGAAGUUCGGUCCAUCGGCUGACCAAUUUUAUUAGGCAAAAACCAGAAAAUCGUGGUGGGUUAUAUGUUUGACAUGAACCGCUAAUUCGUUUCAUCAGGUCAAGUUACUCGAGUUCGAGAAGGUUAAAAAUAACAAAGAUUUUUUUCACCUCUGUGCGUAACCAGCAAAUAUAUAAUUAAUGUGCUGCACUCCAAUGGAAAGUGUCUUUUUCGCACGAGUCAGUGCCCAGUGAUACAUUUUGAAACAAAAAUCUGAGUUGCUCCGUGGUGUUAUGUAAACUGAAAGUUCAACUCAACUGUCUGUAAAAGUGUGAUAAAGCAGCAAAAGUUAACGCUGACGCCGAAACGAGUGAGAAAUUAGUGCAAAUAUUAUUAAAAUUGAGGAAAAGAGAGCCAACGGCGCGCCGAGGCAGUUGGAAUAUUCUGCGGCGGCUAAAAAUAGCAUUAUUUAUAACUUUUGUUUGAGACUUGUUUAUUAUUGUAGAUUAGAGAGAGGUUCCUUCAUUAGAAUUGCAGAGCAGCAUCCGCCGUGUGGGUUACGUUCCGAGGCGCUAUCUUUUUCCAUUUCACCAGACAGGGUGGAUAAACCCAGAAAUGAACAUCAUCAGUAUUACUAUAGUAUAAGUCAAAAAGAAGCGACCUAAGAAAAAAAAGCAGCCAUUGGGGAAAUCCAAUAAAUCCUGGUAGAACUGCUACAAGAAUAAGGGCGGAGAUCAGAGCCAAGUUGAGACUACUUUUUACUAUUAGUGCUUAUACACACUCACACUCACCAGAUACCAAGAAACGUACUUCCAAAGCGAUUAUAUAACGCUCGUCACUUUUUACAAGUGCCGAAAGAAUAGCAGAAGAGGAACUUUUAAUAGCUCAUAGUACUGUACUAUAACGGCGAGAUCCCGAGGCAGAUAGCAACAAGGCAAAACUUACGAUUACGACGGCGUUGGCUACGAUAGACAUCGCCAUCAUUGGCAGCAGCAGCAGGAGCAGCAGCAGCAGCGAGCCGGAGACGAAAGCCAAAACUGUCAUGAUGACGAAUGGAAUUUCGGCAGACAACCAGCAGAACGGCGGAAGCCAGGAGGACUCCAAGACCAAUCUGAUUGUCAAUUAUCUGCCCCAGCAGAUGACCCAGGAGGAGAUUCGCUCGCUUUUCUCCAGCAUCGGCGAGGUGGAGAGCUGCAAACUGAUUAGGGACAAAGUUACGGGUCAAAGUUUAGGCUACGGAUUCGUCAACUAUCAGAGACUGGAGGAUGCGAGCAAAGCGAUCAACACACUUAACGGCCUAAGAUUGCAAAACAAGCAAAUCAAGGUGUCUUUUGCACGACCAAGUUCCGAAGCAAUAAAAGGGGCAAACCUGUACGUGUCCGGCUUGCCGAAAAAUAUGCUCCAAGCCGAUCUGGAAUCGCUAUUCAGCCCGUACGGGCGCAUCAUCACCUCCCGCAUCUUGUGUGACAAUAUAACAGCCCGUCAGUAUUCUUCACCUUCUGGAGAGACUUCACCUGGUCUUUCGAAGGGCGUUGGCUUCAUCCGGUUCGAUCAGCGCGUGGAAGCCGAGAAGGCAAUCAAAGAGUUGAACGGCACGAUACCGAAGGGAUCCACCGAACCGAUCACCGUCAAGUUUGCCAACAAUCCGAGCAACAUGAAAACCGUUCCACCAUUGGCAGCCUAUCUCGGGCCACAAGCAGCGCGGCGUUUCCCCGGUCCGAUGCACCAUCCGACGGGACGCUUUAGUGCCAUUCCGAGUUAUCGAUAUUCUCCGCUGGCAGGAGAUUUACUAGCAAACACGAUGCUACCUACCAAUGCUAUUGCAAAUGGAUCAGGCUGGUGCAUCUUUGUGUACAACCUGGCACCGGAAACCGAGGAGAACGUACUGUGGCAGCUGUUUGGUCCGUUUGGAGCGGUGCAAUCCGUGAAGGUCAUCAAGGAUCUCCAGACGAACAAAUGCAAAGGGUUCGGCUUCGUCACGAUGACCAACUACGACGAGGCAGUCGUAGCGAUCCAGUCGCUGAAUGGGUACACGCUCGGUAAUCGGGUGCUGCAGGUUAGUUUCAAAACUAACAAAUCCAAGAACUCGUAAGGUGCUGCCCGUCGCGCUUCAGCUCUCUGCGGUGGAAACGUAUGAUUGCCUGUUACUAGUCUCGCCCGUAAGAAAGGUGAACACAUUUUGGUUAAAAUUCGAUUUUUAGUUCCGAUAAGACGAUUCUUGAAACGAUGAUGAUUUAGCAUUACGAUCACUUAGCUUAAGAACAACGUGGAACGCAAAAUGUCAGUAUUUCGACCUCGGCGCCUAAACGGGAAAGUUUGUUCUUCCAGGAAAUAUUCAAACAGAGAGAUGAAAUGACAAGAAGAAUCCUCCAAAAUAUAUACACUUUACUAUAGAAGUUAAACAGUUGUGGGUUCCAGGAUUGUGUUAAAUCUACAACUUUAAACAAGGUCAACAAAAUUGCGAUAUGUCUUGAUCGUCGAUCAGGUGUAAUACAAUUCCAAAUAUUUUUUUUCUUCGUUAAAGGUCGGGGUCGUUUCGGCCCCAUCAACUAAAGAGGCUCCAUUUUACAACCGUGUAUUAGGGAAAAAGAGUUUUGAUAGAAGAAUCUUUUUAACUAGAUAAAUUAAGUCACACGUGACCGGAAUGCAUGGUAAUGUAGGAAAAACUUUAUACAAGUUGCGGUAGGGGAGCACGAAAGUGAGAUUACUUCUGAUACGAUAGUGCUGCUCUUUUAUAUCAUUGAUUUCGUUUAAUAUUUGCCUGGCCUUUGUUUUUUCGGAUUCAUUUGAGUUUAAGUUCGAUGGUUAAUUAUCUUCUUAAAUGAUUUGUAUCUCUAUUGUUUUCAAUUUCACUUUGGAGGAUUUCUUUUUAGUGCAAACACUAAUAUCGGCGCAAUAGUAAUAACAAUUUGUUUUAAUUUGUUUUAUCAUAAGUUUGUACUAUGAGUUGUUUGGUUUUAUAUUGUUCUUGAUUUUAAAAAAAUAAAAUAAUUGUCAACCAAUUUGAGUGGUUAGCAUACACCCAACCCUGAGUCUAUCUAAGUCAAAGUCCCGCUGCCUGGUACUCUAGGUAGCCAUUGCUACGGAAAAUUAAUUUCUAGUCCAUUUAACUUCAGCUUUAUUAGUAUGUGUUUUAUUGCUUAGUAAAACUUAUUUGUGUAUUGAUGUAUUUUUGUUGUUUACCUUAUCAUACGUACCGUAUGUGUCUAUGAUUUAAGUAUGUUUAUUUGUCAAUCAAUUCAACAUAAUUAUUUAUAUUUAGAAUGUUGUAUUAUAAUCACCUUUAUAAUAUCAUAUUUAUUUUAAAAUUAUUGUUAUGAAAAUAAGUUGUCAAUGGUAUUGAUUUCAGUGCACUACCCAAUCAAUCGAAUAAUCAACGAAGAAUGAUUAAAACGAGUUAUUUAUAGUUCAA
Armigeres subalbatus is the source of this 3620-nucleotide messenger RNA. Its product is annotated as ELAV-like protein 4. Gene Ontology annotation, cellular component: ribonucleoprotein complex. The transcript has 8 exons. Bases 1251 to 2300 code for a protein of 349 amino acids. Gene Ontology annotation, molecular function: RNA binding. Lineage: Eukaryota; Metazoa; Arthropoda; Insecta; Diptera; Culicidae. The record is from RefSeq and is a predicted model, not a curated record.